GCCAGGCACCGGGCGUGGCGUCUCAGUCAGCCCUCACAAACCCCGUCAAGCCGGAGGACAUCCAUCCUCCGACGUCUCCGUGCAUGCGUCAUACGGGCAGCGCAUUCCCGCAUCUCUCGCACCGCCCUCACUCCGGUCCGUCUCUCUCCCCCACUUCCGAUCCAUUCAGACGCCGAGAUCUCCCCGGGGGUUCAUUUUGCCAGAUCAGGAGGGGCAAAUCCGUUUCGCUUGUUAGUCGGGACCAUGGCGGAGGCGGCGCCGGCCUCGCCGUGGUGGGCGGGGCGGAUGGCGGCGGCGUUCGGGGCGCCGUUCCUGUGGCUCGUCUGCCUGAUCUACUUCAUCCAGGGUUUCAGAUCUUUUGUCUGGACAGCUGUCUCGUAUCAAAUGAAGGACAUCAUGAAGCUGUCACCCUCAACAUCACAGUUUUUGGUCUCUGCUGCAUUUUUCCCUUGGAGCAUAAAACCUAUAUAUGGGAUUGUGUCGGACUGUAUUCCAAUUAAGCAGAGGAAGCGUGUACCCUAUUUGAUCAUUUCUAGUGGUCUUUCUCUAUUUCCAUGGCUUAUCAUUGGGCUGUCAGAAUAUUUGAGGAGCUCAAGCAAUCUUUUUACGCUAAUGUUGAUUGUACAGAACUUGGGAUCUGCCAUGGCAGAUGUUGUUAUAGAUGCAAUGAUUGCAGAGGCAGUUCGAUCAGCAGGGCCAGAAUUUGCUGGUGAUCUCCAGUCAUUAUCUUGGUCAUCAAUGGCUGUAGGGGGGAUAUUUGGGAGCUUAUUGGGAGGAUACGCAUUGUCCAAUCUCCCAAUAAAUGCUAUUUAUAUUAUUUUCUCUGCUCUUCCACUGUUCCAACUAGUUACAUGUGUUUUCGUUAAGGAAUCUCCAAAAGGAUUUGAGAGCACGAUAGAUAAUGCUGCACAUGAUCAUGCUGAUGAUCAGAAUAUUGAUAGUGCUUUUGCUGGACAAGGCUCAGGUGAAUCUUUUAAAUAUGCGAGCACUAGGAGGCGAAAGGGUGCUCGUAAAAAGAACAAAAGGAAAACAUUGUCCAAACGACCUGAAGGUCAUGAGAAGCACAAUAAUUCAGUUAAUUUAUACUCAUCUCUGAAAUCAGCCUUCUUCAGUUUAUGCACAGCUUUUAAGCAGCCAGCAAUUCUGCGACCUAUGGCAUGGUUUUUCCUUUCAAAUGCAGCAGUUCCAAAUAUCUCAACAGUAAUGUUCUAUUAUCAAACGGAGGUUCUACAUCUGGAGGCAUCCUUCUUAGGGACUGCACGUGUGAUUGGGUGGUUCAGUCUAAUGCUUGGCACAUAUAUCUACAACCGCUACUUAAAGCAUAAAAAACUCAGGAAUAUUCUUAUGUUUGCACAUCUUGGCCUUGCGAUAAUUACUGUACUGGACAUUUUACUGGUGUCAAGAUUACAUAUGCAGUAUGGAAUAGCAGACAAAUACAUGGUGCUGUGGGGCUCUGCUUUGGCUGAUGCAAUCAACCAAUUCAAGUAUAUCCUCUAGCUGACAUUUCUUUCAUACUCAUGUGAACUAUUACCUCCAUCCCGAAAAGCUCGUCUUAGAUUUGUCUAGAUACGAAUGUAUCUAGACACGUUUUAGUGUUAGAUACAUCCGUAUCUAGACAAAUCCAAGACAAGCUUUUUGGGACGGAGGUAGUAGAUUGCAAACCAUUAACUGAGUUUCUGCUUGACCUGUAGUUUAGAAAACCAGUUUGAGAUGCGUUUCUGUUAGAAACCCUAAGUUGCUGCCCAGAGUUACUGAUCCUGCAUUGACUAAUCUUGCAUUUAAAAUAUUUUAGUGUUGUGGCAACUCAUUAGUCACCAACUUAAACUUCUUUGUUUCAACUAAAACUAGACAGAUACAGUCAUACUCUUAUUUAUUUAUUUCCUUUAUUUGGGUGAGCGUCAAUCAAGUGGCCCUCAUGAAUGUUUCUUGAGCUCAUGGUUAAGUGUGACCCGUAUGUCAUAAAUUUCUUUAGAUGACUGUAUGUUCUUUUUUGCAACUGAGGAAAAUUCUUCACUUUAUCCAGUAUAAUAAUUGACAUUAGUUAGUAGGUUCAUAUUGUUCUCUUAAUCAAAACAACUGAAAAAAUGAGGAAAUUGUUCAAUCUAUCCAGUAUGAAUCCAUUAUUGUACUCAUGGCUGAAGAUCUGACAUCUUACCUACACAUUUUACGCAAUAGUGAUUCUAAC
Messenger RNA from Triticum urartu, 2185 nucleotides. The record is from RefSeq and is a predicted model, not a curated record. Lineage: Eukaryota; Viridiplantae; Streptophyta; Magnoliopsida; Poales; Poaceae.